Molecule: messenger RNA, 1290 nt
Organism: Fusarium subglutinans
Lineage: Eukaryota; Fungi; Ascomycota; Sordariomycetes; Hypocreales; Nectriaceae
Exons: 2
Coding region: 1-1290 (429 amino acids)
Source: RefSeq, a predicted model, not a curated record
AUGAAUUCAACGACUCUAGUGUUGAGUGGAACUGUCGUGCAAAACCCGACAAUUCUAACGGUCCUAGAGAUCACAACUACUACGUCCAACAUUGCCCAAGAAGAUAUUAAUGUAUCUCCUAAAGGCAUAACAAUUACCAACGUGUUUGUACAGAAUACAACAGAGGCGGUGACAAUUGGAACCACUGCGCAGACUUCAGAGGCAGCGGCAUCAAGCCAAGAAGGAAUCUCACCCAGCGCGUCGUCUACAGUUAUGAGUGAUGAGAAGCCAACUGACCACGAAGAGCCAUCGGACAGAUCGUCGGAUGGACUCAAAGGCGGCCCUGUCGCUGGAGUUGCCAUCGGCUGCCUCAUUGCUGGUCUUGCUCUGGGACUCAUAGCAGCCUUUCUACUUCUCCGGAGACGGCGAAGAGGCAAACCAGAAAACCAAGGAUUCGUUUUAGCAAACCAAAAAUACACGGAACCCAAGGAUGGGACACAGGUCAUAGUUUCAUCGUCGAGGCACGAUGCUGAACUCAGCCAGUUUCUUCUCGAGGCAACUCCCGACAAGGACAUCCAAGCAGAGUUGCGCUCACUCUCCGAACUCAUUUACCAACAUGUCGAGAACUAUUACCGUCGACCCCGAGUCCAGGCCGACCCCGCCGAGGUGGCUCAGAGCCUUAUCAAUAUUGGCUACUCACCAGAAGCGUCGGGAUUGCAGGCAGACACAGUUGCUACCAUUUGCCUCAGCCCCAAGACCUCUCAGGUUGGACUUCGUCAUGUCCUCUCUCAUGUCAUCUUUCGGAGCCUCGAUUUCAAUUCUGGCAGCAGCUUGUCCAUGCUUCCACUAGCGGUUGCAACACUGGCGCAAAGAAGCCACUCAGCUGAAAAUGCAAACAAUCCUGCAACUGUCUUGGCACGUUCAAGGUGGCGCACACUCUCUGCUCUGCUUCUCCAUCCUAACCCGGGUGAGAGAACACCACUCCCAGUGUCAGUGACAGAAGCUUCCCCUAUGGCUCUGUCUCUGGCGAAUGAGCUAAACCGAUUCUUGGAGAUGUUUGUUACACAAGACCCUGCUAACCAACAGGAUCAGAUGAACCAUCUGCAGGCUGUCAUUCUUGAGUGUACCAAACUGGGCUAUGUCGUUCUAUCACAGCCGAGUGACUGGGGUUUCGUUUUUAGCAACAGUACACCCAUUACAAAAAGCCGCAAGAUUGUCGUGUGUCCUGGUUUGGAAAGGCUCGGCCAAAACGAUGGAACGAGGUAUAGAUCGCCCAAGGAGGUCGUAGCACCGGAGACUGUGAGUCUGUGA